This is a messenger RNA of Hemibagrus wyckioides, 3907 nucleotides long. RefSeq names its product mitochondrial antiviral signaling protein (gene mavs). The record is from RefSeq and is a predicted model, not a curated record. Bases 213 to 2264 code for a protein of 683 amino acids. The transcript has 6 exons. Lineage: Eukaryota; Metazoa; Chordata; Actinopteri; Siluriformes; Bagridae.
AAUGAGAACAGGGCAGCGCUGUGGGCGGGGUUUAAGCUUGCAGUUGCGGAAGACAAGCCGUGGAUUGAAAGUCAGGUUUGAUUUAGACAGAAGUUCGUGGACAUCUUGAUCUCGAGUGCUGUUUUUGGUUUUUGGAACAAGUUUCGAGGGGAGUAAAGUGAGAAGUUUAUACUUUCACCGUACAAGAUCUGACAAAGUAAAGCAGUGUGAAGAUGGCAUAUGCAUGUGACAAGCUGUAUAAUGAAGUUAUCAGGAAAAUGAUGGCUGAAUUGGCCACAAAUGUCAAAGUGAGAGAAAUCAUAGUUCACUUGCCCUGCCUGACAAUUUCUGAUCGGGAGGAGAUAGAUGCUAAAAGAGAGACUUCUGGAAACUACAACGCUAUGGUACUGCUGCUUGAUAGCCUACGUAGACGAGAGAACUGGCCUGAUCAAUUUAUAUUAGCAUUGAAGAAUUGUGAACAGUGGACUCUGGCUGAUGUGAUCAGUAAAGCUUAUGACAGUAUAAGGGGGAUCCACACAACAGACACUUUUGAUGCAUCUGUCAGUCCUGCAGCACCGCCAGCUCCUGCACCUGCCCCUGCUGCUGCUGCACCCAUUCCAGCCCCAUCUCAAGUACAGGCUUCAGAAAAAGUUACCACAGUGACAAUCCACAAGGUUCCAAACUCCACCCCACCCUUGCUGACUCCUACAGUGGAAACUGAAGCCCCUGCUUCAGUUUCAGCCCCAGAUGCUCAAGUACACACUCCUUCUGCAUCCGCCCACCCUGCUGAACCCCCACUGUCAGUUCUAGCUCCAGAUGCAAGGCCCCCUUCUCCAGUUUCUGCUCCUAUAUUGACCCCCCCUAUUAGGCAAAGUGAAGUUCCAGUUGGCACUAGAGAAUCAUCCAAAUUGGGUACUUCAGAAGCCUUGACUGAAGCCCGUGCCUUAGGUUCAGUCCAAGAGACUGUAACUAAGGCAGGGGCUUCUGUACACACUCCUCGUGAACUAGCUCACCUUGCUGAACCCCCACUGUCAGUUUUAGCUCCAGAGGCAAUGCCCUCAUCUCCAGGCUCUGCUCCUAAGGUGACCCCCUCUGUUGAGCAAAGUGAAGUCCCUGUCAGCUCUAGAGAUACACCCACACUGGAUAUCUCAGGUGGCCUAACUAAUGCCGCCCUUUCUGGACCAUCUUCACCUGCACCUACCCUUCCAGCUAACCCAACACCCAUUUCCACCCAGGUUAACAAACCUGCCACCACAUCUCAGUCUUCUGCUUCAAAGAAGGUUCCAGUGGCAGUCUCCAUUGCUGUGAAACAUCCCAUUCAAGACACAGACCCUCCUGGGGUAGUCUUAGCCCGGGACUUACAGAACAACCCAGCAAUAAAUCAGGUUGGAGAGAGGGUACAUACUGCAUUGUUACCAAACUGCCAGACUCAGGAACCCUCCCAUGGAACAGCACAGGUCUCACCUUCAGCGUCUUCAGAUGCUGUUGCUGGCCGCUUGACCAACAUCCCAGAUGAAAACGAAGAGAAUUUUAGCAAACCUGGUGUCCUAAGAGGAGAGGAACCCUUGUCAGUCAGUUCUGAUCUCAGUCUGCAGAUCAGCAAUAUAACCAUGGAGCGUUCACCAAUACAACCAGCUAGGCCUCAAGCUGUGCCCAACUCCCACAGGGGUGAUGAACAAUUAAAUGAGACUGUCUCAGUCACUACUGAUAAUCUGAUGAUCAUCUCUUCCACCGCAACCCUUCCAUCACAGUGUGUUUCUGAUUCUGUUGCCCCUGUUCAAAACACUAUUCCUAGGACACUCAGAAAUGGGUUUCCAGAAGAAGAUAGUAGUUCCUAUCCACAUCAGCCAGUGGAGGAUUACUAUGAGUCUUUGCAGAUGGAGCCAGGCACAAGAGAGCACGUUGUUGAGUUUUCUGAAGAGCCAUCACUCCAAAAUCUUAAUGAUCAGCCUUCAAGCAUGGUUAGACAAACUACAACAUGUUUAAGCCACAACAGUGAAACUGAGAGUCUUGUUUGGUCUGUUCAUGAAGCUCAACCUAACCAGGAAAUCUCACAGUCCAAACAGACUAGGGCUGCUACAAGUUCAGCAACACAUACAGGGUCAGCUUCAGCUACUUUUCAAGAGUCAGAAUUAAAUGUCUCAGGCCAGACUAACAUCGUUCAAUCAGAGCAGACAGAAGAGUCCCAUGGAGUGCUGCACCGAUUUCAGUCUAACUCACACCUUAUUGCAGCUGCAGCUAUUGGCAUAACUGCUCUUUUUGUGGCCUUGAAGCUCAAGGACUAACAUCAGAGCAGCUGUGUGCCACCACUAGUGCCUUAAAGCAUGACCAGAUAAUCUACCCAUAAAUCAUGUACUCGCAGGUUUGCUCUAGCCAUCUUGUCUUAUUUAUUACCUUUAUACUAUAUUAUGUCCAGUAACUGACCAACUUUCAAUGACUAAGUAAUUACCCAGCCCUGUGCUUGUGGUGAUCCUGUGGAGAUUUAAAUGAGUGAUUAAAUCAGUAAAAGUGGUAUUUUCCACUUUGAUUUUAAACUUACUGACAUGUAAGUUUAAAAUUAAGUUUAAAAUGUAAUGUAAUGUCAUGUAAUCAAUUAAAUGCAGUACUUCUGGGAUCUAUCCAAUUGCAUAUAUUUUUUUUUUUAAGCAGCCAGUAUAUGUUAAUAUUAAGCCUACUGCCUUACAAAUCAUUUAUAUUCUGUGGCUCCUUCUGUAAUUUACUGCACUCUAAUUUUGACUGCCUUACAGACAUCAUAUAGAAAAUGUGCACUGUAGAAUUCACGGAAUGUGUUUUUAGUGUCAUUUAGUGUCCAAACUCAACAGACAUGUGGACAAAUGGAAUCUCAUACUGUUCUUACAGAAGACCCAAUGACAACUGAAGGUUAUUUAGGGAAACUAUGAGACUGUCAUCACCUUCAAACCAAUCCUUAUACCAAAACGCGAAACUUUUAUAAAUAUAGGUAUGAUAAAUAUAUUUUAAUGUGGACAAUAGCUCUUUGCACUUAAGCUUAAAUACUCAUUUUUAAGCUUAAAACUGAAUUUGACUGAAUUUUUUUUUUUUCAAAAUCCUAUGGUUAAUCAAGUGAUUAAUUAAAUAAUUCCACCACUGUCGAAUGCCGUGUCCUCUAUGAGCGCCCACAUUUGUAUAGCAUCAUUUCACUUCAAAUCAUCAAGCAUGAUUCCAUGUCCAGUUUCACCUUACUUUUAUAACUUAUGCAUAAAGUCUUUGUGUAAAUAUGAUAUAUUUUUGGCAUGUAGUCCAGUGCUCAUACAUAUUCCAACAUUUUACAAUUACUGCCUGUCUUUGUAAUCUGAUGCUGAUAAUUACCACCUUUGUUGGCUAAUUCUGACUGAUUUAUAGGCCUUUCCUAACUGCACCUUAAAUAUGAUAUAUUUCCUCUACUUAGAAAUUUAGAUUGCACUGGUAUACACUGAAUUGUCACUUUGUUUAUGUACACCUUCAAUGUUGUCGCUACUACAGUUAGAGAACUAUUUAAGUACACAUAGUCUGUCAGCUACCCUCUGACCUGUCCCUGAUUGGAAAUUUUGAGCACUCCAUUAUAGGACCACCACUGACAAGAUAUUAUUUGUUAAUAUUUGUUAUAUGUUAGUAUUUGUGACAUUAGUGGUCUACUCUUAAUCCCACAAGACCACUAACAAAAAGAUAUAGAGAGCAGCAGACCUGUGUUCAGAAGCUAACUGUGGGCAGAGUAGGACUGUCUAGAUACAAGUAAAUUUACACAGUGUUUCUCACAUUUGACAUUUGCUGUUGUAUUACAUAAACUUUAUUGUUAUGGGGUGUUUUUUAUGGUUGUUUUAGAGGGUAACUGACAAACUGCCUAGCAACAGACAGCAUGUUUAUGUAAAUGCAUGUUAAUUGUAAGCAAAGAAUAGGUGAAAAAUAAAUAAAAUGGAAUCUGGGGGAAAUA